This is a messenger RNA of Oreochromis aureus, 1679 nucleotides long. Its product is annotated as protein NLRC3-like. The record is from RefSeq and is a predicted model, not a curated record. NCBI's taxonomy places the organism in Eukaryota, Metazoa, Chordata, Actinopteri, Cichliformes, Cichlidae. The annotation marks the transcript as partial. The transcript has a single exon.
ACAAAGGGAGUGGCUGGCAUUGGGAAAACAGUCUUAACACAGAAAUACAGCCUGGACUGGGCUGAAGACAAAGCCAACCAGGACAUCCAGUUCAUAUUUCCAUUCACUUUCAGAGAGCUGAAUGUGCUGAAAGAGGAAAAGUUCAGCUUGCUGGAACUUGUUCAUCACUUCUUUACUGAAACCAAAGAAGCAGGAAUCUGCAGCUUUGAAGACUUCCAGGUUGUGUUCAUCUUUGAUGGUCUGGAUGAGUGUCGACUUCCUCUGGACUUCCACAAAACUACAAUCCUAACUGACCCUAGAAAGUCCACCUCAGUGGAUGUGCUGCUGAUAAACCUCAUCAGGGGGAAACUUGUUCCCUCUGCUCGCCUCUGGAUAACCACACGACCUGCAGCAGCCAAUAAGAUCCCUCCUUACUGUGUUGGCAUGGUGACAGAGGUCAGAGGGUUCACUGAUCCACAGAAGGAGGAGUACUUCAGGAAGAGAUUCAGACAUGAGGAGCAGGCCAGCAGGAUCAUCUCCCACAUCAAGACAUCACGAAGCCUCCACAUCAUGUGCCACAUCUCAGUCUUCUGCUGGAUUACUGCUACAGUUCUGGAGGAUGUGCUGGAAACCAGAGAGGGAGGACAGCUGCCCAAGACCCUGACUGAGAUGUACAUCCACUUCCUGGUGGUUCAGGCCAAAGUGAAGAAGGUCAAGUAUGAUGGAGGAGCUGAGACAGAUCCACACUGGAGUCCAGAGAGCAGGAAGAUGAUGGAGUCUCUGGGAAAACUGGCUUUUGAUCAGCUGCAGAAAGGAAACCUGAUCUUCUAUGAAUCAGACCUGACAGAGUGUGGCAUCGAUAUCAGAGCAGCCUCAGUGUACUCAGGAGUGUUCACACAGAUCUUUAUAGAGGAGAGAGGACUGUACCAGGACAAGGUGUUCUGCUUCAUCCAUCUGAGUGUUCAGGAGUUUCUGGCUGCUCUUCAUGUCCAUCUGACCUUCAUCAACUCUGGACUCAAUCGGCUGGAAGAACAACAAACAACCUCCAAGUGGACUAAAUUCUUUAAAAAGACAAAGAGUUUAAAAUCUCUCCACCAGAGUGCUGUGAACAAGGCCUUACAGAGUCCAAAUGGACACCUGGACUUGUUCCUCCGCUUCCUCCUGGGUCUUUCACUGCAGACCAAUCAGACUCUCAUACUAGGCCUGCUGACACAGACAGGAAGUAGCUCACAGACCAAUCAGGAAACAGUCCAGUACAUCAAGGAGAAGCUCAGUGAGAAUCUGUCUGCAGAGAAAAGCAUCAAUCUGUUCCACUGUCUGCUAGAACUGAAUGAUCGUUCUCUAGUGGAGGAGAUCCAACAGUCCCUGAGAUCAGGACGUCUCUCCACAGAUAAACUGUCUCCUGCUCAGUGGUCAGCUCUGGUCUUCAUCUUACUGUCAUCAGAAAAAGAUCUGGAUGUGUUUGACCUGAAGAAAUACUCUGCUUCAGAGGAGGCUCUUCUGAGGCUGCUGCCAGUGGUCAAAGCCUCCAAUAAAGCCUUGUAAGUAUAUUUGUACUCAUGUCUUUACUUUUAACAUCCAACUGUGUCAGCAAUUUAUUUCACCAGGCUUUCUGUCUUUGAGCUGUUUUACCCACUUUCCCUUUAAGCACACCUUCCCUGGUCAUCUCUGAUAUGGUUGCAAUAAAAUUCGAUCUUGAC